UCUUUAUAAACCAUCCAUCACCAUUCCAUCACACAGCACACACACACAAAGAAACAUAGAAAUGGCAUGUAAAAUACAUAGAAAAAUUGCAUUGCGCAGAAAGCUUCAAAUUUUGAGAACUCUCACCAAAUCCAAAUCAGAGAAAAAGAGCUCCAUCAUCACAGACACUUCUCUCUACAUCCAUAAAUUGAAGCUACAAGUUGAAGCAAUCAAGAAAGAGUGCCAACACCUUAUCAAUCAAAUACAUGAGGUGAGAGUGGAGAAUGUUGGGAGAGGAUUUCUAGCGGUGAGGGUGAGAUGCAAGAAGGGAGAGCAAAUUAUGGGGUCGAUUCUUGAAAUGUUUGAAGAAUUGAAUUUGAAUGUGGUGCAAGCGAGCAUCACCUGCAAGAACUUCUUUGGAAUGGAAGCCAUUGUUGAAGCCGAAAUCGACGCCGCAGUCUUGAACAAGGCGAUUUUGGACCUUGUCCGAGUGCAGACACAAAAUAGCACGUGAAUAAUGUGUUUCAAACUUUGUAAAUUGAUCAUUGCCUUCAUUUUCAUUGAUUCAACAAGUUGGAGGAAAUUAAUGUUUGUUUUAAUUUCAAGUAUCUUGAAUAAGUAAUAUUUGUACUAGUUCUAAUGUUA
Salvia hispanica is the source of this 624-nucleotide messenger RNA. RefSeq lists its product as uncharacterized. Gene Ontology annotation, molecular function: DNA-binding transcription factor activity; sequence-specific DNA binding. Gene Ontology annotation, biological process: regulation of DNA-templated transcription. The record is from RefSeq and is a predicted model, not a curated record. Gene Ontology annotation, cellular component: nucleus. Lineage: Eukaryota; Viridiplantae; Streptophyta; Magnoliopsida; Lamiales; Lamiaceae.